Messenger RNA from Paramecium octaurelia, 732 nucleotides. The record is from the annotation of a GenBank genome assembly. NCBI's taxonomy places the organism in Eukaryota, Ciliophora, Oligohymenophorea, Peniculida, Parameciidae.
AUGAAAACUCUUGUUCUUUAAUACCCAAAACAAAAAACUAUGUAUAAUCCUAGUAAGCCUGCUGUUAAGAUUGAUACAAAUGAUCAAUUCUUAUAGUCCCAUGAUUAAAACAUUAGUAAUUACAAAAGCUUAAAUGUUGUGGAUAGACUGUAUUAAUAAGAUGAAAGAAAGAGAGACAAAAUCUAAAGAUUACAAUAAGAAAAGGAAAGAUCAUUGACUCCAAGUAGAAUCUGUUUUAUUAAUAAAAAGUCUCAGCAAAUACUUGAUACUAAGAAUUUAAAGCCUUUUUUAGAAAGACAAAAUGAAUUAAUUUAAGAGAAAAAAAUGAAAGCAGAACUAUAAAAGAUUUUGGCAACUCAAGAAUAAGAAGAAGUUGAAUCUUAGAAAAUAGUACCAUCAAGAUCACAUUCUUAAUUCAUUAAGGAUUCCUAAGAUUGGGUCGUAUAUAAAGAAUUUAAGAAAUAAUAAUUAGCAGAUGAAAUUUAGAACCAAAAUGAAUAACCAUUUAGACCAUUAAUUAAUCCAAAAUCUGCUGAAAUAGCAGAUAAAAAAAUGAAAAAAAGUGGACUGCAUUUAAUUGAUUAAGCUGAUCGAUUAGCUAUGCCUAUUAGGCAAAGUUUUACCUUUUCAAAAGAAAAUUAUAAUUUUUAACCUUGCAUCAAUACAAAAUCCAGAUAGUUAGCUGAUAAAUAUAGGUAUUAAAGAAGUUAGUCACCUUGGAAUCAGUAUUGA